AUGGGACGCCUUGUUGGAUUGGAAUUGUCCAAUUUUAAAUCUUACAAAGGAACCGUCAAAAUUGGGUUUGGAGAUUCUAACUUCACAAGUAUCAUCGGUCCCAAUGGUUCAGGUAAAUCAAACAUGAUGGACGCCAUCUCUUUUGUCCUAGGGGUAAGGUCGAAUGACCUAAGAUCUAGUGGAAUGAAAGAUCUCAUCCAUAGAAGUGUUCGUGAUUCUCAAUCAUCAAAUGAUGACCCCACAUCGGCUUACGUUAAGGCCUUCUAUAAAGUUACAGAUGCGAGUGAAAUUACUGAAUUAAUGAGAAUAGUAAAUCUUUCAGGUGAAACCAUUUACAAAAUUAAUGGUAAAACGACCUCCUUUAAAAAUUAUUCAGAUUGGCUAGCAAAGGAAAAUAUCUUAAUUAAAGCUAAAAACUUCCUUGUGUUCCAAGGUGAUGUAGAGACAAUAGCUUCACAAUCCUCAUUAGAAUUAACUAAACUAUUUGAACAAGUCUCAGGUUCCAUCCAAUACAAAAAAGAGUAUGAUCUUUUAAAAGAAGAUUUGAAUAAAAUAAACCGUCUCACUAAUGAUGCAAUUAAAAAUAGAAGAAGAAUUAAUGGUGAAUUAAAAAUUUAUAAAGAAGGAAUUAAAAAAAAUAAUCAAUAUAAUGAACAAAUCAAUAAUAUCAUUCAAUUGAAAAAAUUUUUUGUUCUUUUACAAUUGUAUCAUCUCUCAAAUGAAAAAUCAACUUUUGAAAAAAAUUUGAAAAAAAUUUUAGUAGAUUUCGAUGAAUUAAAUGAUACAAAUAAAGAAUUUCAAUCAAAUUUAUCUAAUUUGAAAAAAAUAUUUAUAAAAGAAGAUCUUUUAAUUAUAAAACAAAAUUCACUAAUUGAUCAAAAAUUGAAAAAUUUAAAUCAAUUAAAUAAUAAAUUUUUACCCAUCAAGAUCUCAUCUAAAAAUUUAAAUAAAAAAAUUAAAAAUUCAAAUAAAAUUUUAGAAAAUUUAGAUCUUGACAUAACAAGACAAUUAGAUUCUAUUAAAUUAUUAGAAAAAAAUUUAAGUACCAUUAAAUUGACAUAUGAUAAUUUUAAACUAGAAAUUAAUCAAUCAAAUGAAAAAAAUUCUACUUAUCAAUUUAAAGAUUCUAAUGAUGAAUUAGAGUAUUCUAAUUUAAAUGCUAAAUAUUUAAAUAAUGGUGGGUUUGAAUUAGAAGAAAAAUUAAAUUUAUUAAUUAAUGAAAAAAAUGAAAUUAUUGAUCAAAAAUUAAUUGUAGAAAAAUUAAUUAAUAAUUCAAAUGAAAAAAUCUUAAAUGAAUUUAAUAUUAAUAUUGAUUCUUUAAAUUUAAAAAUUGAAGAUUUAAAUUCAAAUUUAACAGAAAAAAAUUCCACUGUAAAAGCGAAGAUCAAAUCCUUAAAAUCUUUACAAUCAAUUAUAGAAUCAUCAAAUAAUAAAGAAUAUGAUUUAAAUUUUAAAUUAAGAGAUACCCUUUUAAAAUUAGAUAAUAUCAAUGCUACAAAGAGAGAAUCGAAUAAAGAAAAAAAAUUAAGAGAAAACGUUUUAACAUUGAAAAGAAUUUUCCCUGGUGUUAGAGGCUUAGUUCAUGACUUAUGCCAUCCUAAAAAGGACAAAUAUGCUUUAGCUAUCUUAACAAUCUUGGGUAAAAAUUUCAAUUCCGUUAUUGUAGAUUCAUUAUCUGUUGCGCAAGAAUGUAUUUCUUACUUGAAAAAACAAAGAGCAGGUAUAAUUUCUUUUAUUCCCUUAGAUACUAUUGAAGCUCAAAUUCCUUCAUUACCAACAAUUAUUCAAAAUAAUCCCAAAUAUAAUAAUGAUUCAAAUUGUAUUUUAACAAUUAAUGCCAUUGAAUAUGAACCUGAAUUUGAAAGAGCUAUGCAAUAUAUUUGUUCAAAUUCCAUUAUUUGUGACAAUUUAGACAUUGCCAAGGAUUUGAAAUGGAAUCAAAAUGUUAAAAACGUUAAAUUUGUUACAUUAGAUGGUUCUAUAAUCCACAAAUCAAACUUAAUGACCGGUGGUGCAUCAAAAAAUUCAAUGCAAAGUAAUAAUAGAUGGGAUAAGGAUGAAUAUUCUAGUUUAAUGACUUUAAAGGAUAACUUGAUUUUAGAAAUAGAAACCAUUAGCAAAGAAAAUAAAUUAGCCUCAAUUAAUUCAAGAGAGUUAGAGACAGAAAUUUCUUUAUUAAAUUCAGAAAUUACCAAUUUAAAGACUCAAUUAACUCAAUUAACUAGAAAUUUAAAGGACAACAAUACUGAAUUACUUUAUCAUCAAAAUUUAAUUAAACUAGAUUAUGAUCCUAAAUUAAAAGAUUUAAACCAUAAAAUUAUUGAUAUAGAUUCAAAGAUGAAGAUUAUUGAAGAUGAAAGAGAAUCUUUAGAAAAUGAAACAUUUAAAGAUUUCGAAUUAAAAAUUGGAUUUUCCAUUAAAGAUUAUAAAAAAUAUUCUGUUAAUAUAAUCACCGAACAAUCUAAAGAUUUACAAAAACUAGCAAAGGAUAUUUUAAACAUUGAAAAUAAAUUACAAUUUGAAAAAGAACGUCUUGAAUCUACACAACUAAGAAAAGAAAAGACACUUGCUAAUAUUGAAAAAUACAAUCAAGAAUUAAAUGAUUUAACAGAACAAGAGAAUCAAUUAAAUAUUCAAAAAGAAAAUGAUUCUAAAUUAAUAGAAAAAGAAAAAACAGAAUUAAAAGAAAUUGAAAAAAAUAUUCAAAAUAAAAAAAUUGAAAUUAAUGAAAAAGAAGAAGUAAUCAAACAAAAUCAAAAUGAAUUAAAUUCUAUCCAAAAAAAAAUUGAUGCUUUAAACGAAAAUAUUUCCAAAAUUGAUUUAGAAAGAAUUGGUAUAUUAAAAAAUUGUAAAAUUUCCAAUAUUGAAAUUCCAAUCACAUCAGCUGUAAAUUUAAAUAAUUUACCAAUUGAUAAGAUUGAUGAUGAUGCCAUAUUAAUUUCGAAUGAUAUUAAGGUUAGCUUUAAUGAAUUAUCGAAAAAAUACAAGAAAAAACAAGAUUAUGAAAAAAAUCUAGAAGAUAUUUCUAAUGAAAUAAAAGAAACAGAAGAUAUUUUAUUAGAAUUACAACCAAACGCAAAGGCUCAUGAUAGACUUGAUGAAGCUAAGGAUAAAUUUGAAGUAAUAGAUAAUGAAACAGAAACUUUAAAGACGGAGGAAAAGGAAAUUUUGACUAAAUUUUUAAAUAUUAAAAAGAAAAGAAAAGAAUUGUUUGAAAGUUGCUUUGACUUUGUUAAUGAACAUAUUGAACCAAUUUAUAAAGAAUUAACUAAGGACCCAAAUUCAACAACAGAGCUAGGCGGUGGCCAAGCAACUUUGACUUUAGAAGAUGAAGAUGAACCAUUCAACGGAGGUGUUAAAUAUCAUGCAACUCCUCCAUUGAAACGAUUCAAAGAUAUGGAAUAUCUGUCUGGUGGUGAAAAAACAGUAGCCGCAUUAGCUUUGCUAUUUGCUAUCAAUUCAUAUCAACCAAGUCCAUUUUUUGUAUUAGAUGAAGUAGAUGCAGCUUUAGAUCAUACAAAUGUCGAAAGAAUUGCAGCAUACAUCAGAAAGCAUGGCAAUAAGGAUCUACAAUUUAUUAUUAUUUCGUUAAAGAAUACGAUGUUCGAAAAGUCAGAUGCAUUGGUAGGUGUCUUUAGACAACAAACUGAGAAUAGUUCCAAGGCACUUACUCUAGAUCUGAAUAAAUAUGCAGAUUAA
Molecule: messenger RNA, 3699 nt
Organism: Henningerozyma blattae CBS 6284
Lineage: Eukaryota; Fungi; Ascomycota; Saccharomycetes; Saccharomycetales; Saccharomycetaceae
Gene: SMC1
Product: cohesin subunit SMC1
Exons: 1
Coding region: 1-3699 (1232 amino acids)
Biological process (GO): sister chromatid cohesion
Cellular component (GO): nucleus; chromosome; cohesin complex
Molecular function (GO): ATP hydrolysis activity; DNA binding; protein binding
Source: RefSeq, a predicted model, not a curated record